Messenger RNA from Daldinia vernicosa, 593 nucleotides. RefSeq lists its product as uncharacterized. The transcript has a single exon. The record is from RefSeq and is a predicted model, not a curated record. Lineage: Eukaryota; Fungi; Ascomycota; Sordariomycetes; Xylariales; Hypoxylaceae. Bases 1 to 447 code for a protein of 148 amino acids.
AUGCGCUUCUCUAUCUUAGCUCCCGCCAUCGCCGUUUUGGGGCAGGAAGUUCAGCCCUUGGACACCUGGACGCUCUACAAUAGCACUAUUGUAUGCGACCUGAAGAGUUGCCAAUAUAGCUUCUUCAUGCACAAGCACAGAUCGGGAGAGACGGUUCAGUGUUACCUCAACAUGAUAGGGACUCCUAGCCCGAGCACCCUCUUCGUCGACCAGAUCUGUCAGUCAGAUCCUCUUCACACCCUUACUCUGAGUUGGGCACCCGACCGCUCAGUGAUACUGUGCAUCGCAGACAUCAACGAACGUGCGAACGCAUUCUAUGGGCUCGAGAGGUGGGAAGUUGCCGAUAAUAGGAUCAUCCCGAAUAAGACGGAAUUCGCAUGGCGGGCUGGCGAAGUUCCGCUUCCAAGCACCACCUUCACACGCCCAGUCCCAACAUCGCAGGAGUAAUAGUUCAUAGGCCCCUCGGAAUCAAUCCCAGCAUGCUCCGUUACAAUCAUAUCAACUACCUACAACGGCCAGUCCGUUUCUACAAAUCAAAUUGAUACUUUGCUUGGAAGGCGCUCGGUCGGAACAGUUAAAGCGUUUUGUAUUUG